CAUCCAUAAUUGUAUCUGCAUUGUUUUUAAGUCUUAUUUAAAAACUGAAAUAAUUUAAAGCUAUCGAAAGACUAUUAAUUCAGCAGUAAAUGGCCAGCACUUCCCGUGCAUCCAGAAGCCAGAAUGGCAGUCUCUCCCAGGCAACACAGCAGCCGAUCCAAGAAGUGGACGACAAAGUCCGCGGCAUUUUAAACUACAUCCUCGAUCACACCGCCCAAAAGAUUCCCAUAAAGGACAAGGAUUUGAUGCCGGCGGCUGGCGAUAGGAACGAGCUGAAGAAGCGUCUGCCGCUUGUCACUGAAUUGCUGGCCAAACGAUUUGGUAUUUUGUUAACACCCCUGGAUUCAGGCUCCAAGACGUUCGUUUGCAUUGCGGAGGAGCCGGUGGCCUCCAUCUACGAGCUGACUCCUGCACAAAGACCCCAGUUCUCGCUGCUGUACAUUGUGCUCAUGUAUAUCUUCCUGCGCGGCAACCGCAUCGAGGACUCUAAGCUGUACGGAAUGUUGGAGAUGCUGAAUAUUCAGGACGAAGAACACGGCUAUUUUGGCUCCAAUCCGCGCAAGCAGAUCGACGAGACGUUUGUGAAGCAGCAGUACCUGAAGCGGGAGCGCUCCCAGCUAAGCGCCUACGACGACCCAAAGACCUUCUUCCUUUGGGGACCGCGAGCCAAGGCGGAGUUCACCUACGAGCAGAUCGUGCAGUUCGCCUCGAAGCUGCUCAACCAGCAUCCGAAGAUCUUCGAUCACCACCUCGCCAUGGCACAGGAAGGGGUACAGACGGAGCAGUAGCAUCUCCAGUCAGAAUAUUCGAAACGUUUUCGGUUUAGGUUUACUUAAAAAAUAAAAAAGCAUUUAAUUGGUUGCCAUUAAUAUUCUAGUUUGCCUAUUUGACUUCCAAUAAAGCCAAAUUGAAGUAAAAUA
Drosophila biarmipes is the source of this 920-nucleotide messenger RNA. It is a transcript of the gene MAGE, whose product is annotated as melanoma-associated antigen B16. NCBI's taxonomy places the organism in Eukaryota, Metazoa, Arthropoda, Insecta, Diptera, Drosophilidae. Bases 90 to 788 code for a protein of 232 amino acids. The transcript has a single exon. The record is from RefSeq and is a predicted model, not a curated record. Gene Ontology annotation, cellular component: nucleus.